CCCCGUCCUGUCCGCGUGACACAUAAAGACAUUUCAGCACGCGCACUAACCCGAUGGCAUCAUGGCCACGGAGUUCCACAACCUGCAGGAGUUGAGGUCCAGUGCCUCUCUGGCCAACAAGGUCUUCAUCCAGAGGGACUACAGCGAGGGAACCACCUGCAGGUUCCAGACCAAGUUCCCGUCAGAGCUGGAGAGCAGGAUUGAGCGGACCCUUUUUGAGGACACUGUGAAGACACUGAAUAGCUUCUAUGCCGAGGCCGAGACGAUCAGCAGCCACUCUUAUCUCGAGGGCUGUCUGGCCUGUGUGACGGCCUAUCUGGUCUUCCUGUGCAUGGAGACCACUUACGAGAAGGUGCUGACCAAGACGGCCACUUACAUCCAGGACCAGAACCAGAAGAUCUAUGCUCCCCGAGGUCUGCUCCUUACUGAUCCCAUAGAACAUGGAAUGCGCGUAAUCGAGAUUUCCGUCUAUGAAGACCGAGGCUCCAGUGGAUCCACCUCAGGAAGCAGCUCUGUGUCCGGUACCUCUGCUCGAUGAUUGCAUCCAGUCCAGUACUGGGUCAGCCUGGUUCCUCACAACCCCAGAGGAGGAUUUAGGACAAUGAUGCUGCUCCGGUCCCAGUACUUUCCAACACCACAUCCCUGUCCCGGAUUCUUUAUCUCCAUUAUACUAUGACUGUCUUCAUUUCACAUGUAGUACUUUGUGUGAUUGUAGCUUCCUGUUCUCGUUGAAGUUACCAUAGCGAUCUGUGAAAUGUGGGAGGUGACAAGAAGAUGGAAAGAGAAAGACAAGAAACACUGAGACAAGUCAAACCAAAGUUUCAAAUCAGCAGCCGCAGAUCUGUACCCUGACCCCAUGUUGACCACACCCUGACCAUAUGACUGCUUUCUGACCACACCCACCCCCACCAGAACUUUGGUUUCAUUCCUAUUAGGCAACAGUGCUAACGGCUAAGUUAAGUGUGCUGCCUGCAGUGCAGCAGACAACAGAAUAUUUACAGAGGAAUCAUGCAAAUGGUGAUACAAGCACCAAAUUUGGCACAAAUAC
Messenger RNA from Thalassophryne amazonica, 1048 nucleotides. RefSeq names its product golgin subfamily A member 7B-like. The record is from RefSeq and is a predicted model, not a curated record. Gene Ontology annotation, cellular component: palmitoyltransferase complex. Gene Ontology annotation, biological process: protein targeting to membrane; peptidyl-L-cysteine S-palmitoylation. Lineage: Eukaryota; Metazoa; Chordata; Actinopteri; Batrachoidiformes; Batrachoididae. The coding region runs from base 62 to 538 and encodes 158 amino acids. The transcript is spliced from 5 exons.